This is a messenger RNA of Armigeres subalbatus, 1546 nucleotides long. RefSeq lists its product as uncharacterized. The coding region runs from base 38 to 1303 and encodes 421 amino acids. The record is from RefSeq and is a predicted model, not a curated record. NCBI's taxonomy places the organism in Eukaryota, Metazoa, Arthropoda, Insecta, Diptera, Culicidae. The transcript is spliced from 6 exons.
GUAUCAUUCCAGCUGAACAGGGACCAAUCUAUCAACAAUGAAAACCAUCUUCGUUCUUGCUGCUUUGGUGGCUAUUGCUACCGCAUCAGCCAUCCCGGAUAGCCGUGCCCUGAAGGACGAUUUCCAGGAGUUCUUAGAUUUGGUCCCAGUCGAUGGACUGCUCGGUGUGGCCCUGAAGUACCUCACCACCGACAAGGAGUUCAAGGAGUUCUUCGGAUACCUCCAGGGAGAGGAAUUCUCCGCCGUUUGGGAUCAGGUCUUCGCUCUGGCGGAGGUCAAGGAUGUGUUGAACUACCUGGAGGAUGCUGAUCUGGCCGUGUACGAUGCAUUGAACACCGUUGCCGAUUUCCUUGGACUGCAUCAUGUUAGCCCUGCUGUCAUGAGCUUGAAAGCCGGAGGACUGAAUGGAUUCUUCAACGAAGCUGUCGCUCUGUUGCCGUUGGAAAAAUUCGAAGCUUUGUUCGAAGAAAAAUUGAAGACCAGCCCCGAGUUCAAGGCAUUCUUCGAAAAGCUGCGCAAACUCGAUUACCUUAAGUUCGUAGAAUUGCAUGAUAACUCCAAGGAACUUCAGGCGUUCCUGCAGAAACUGCGCAACUAUGGGCUCGAUGUUGAUGGUUUCUUCGAUCUAGUUGCUGGAUUCUUCGGCUGGUAUCAUUCCAGCCAAACUGGGACCAAUCUAUCAACAAUGAAAACCAUCUUCGUUCUUGCUGCUUUGGUGGCUAUUGCUACCGCAUCGGCCAUCCCGGAUAGCCGUGCCCUGAAGGACGACUUCCAGGAGUUCUUAGAUUUGGUCCCAGUCGAUGGACUGCUCGGUGUGGCCCUGAAGUACCUCACCACCGACAAGGAGUUCAAGGAGUUCUUCGGAUACCUCCAGGGAGAGGAAUUCUCCGCCGUUUGGGAUCAGGUCUUCGCUCUGGCGGAGGUCAAGGAUGUGUUGAACUACCUGGAGGAUGCUGAUCUGGCCGUGUACGAUGCAUUGAACACCGUUGCCGAUUUCCUUGGACUGCAUCAUGUUAGCCCUGCUGUCAUGAGCUUGAAAGCCGGAGGAUUGAAUGGAUUCUUCAACGAAGCUGUCGCUCUGUUGCCGUUGGAAAAAUUUGAAGCUUUGUUCGAAGAAAAAUUGAAGACUAGCCCCGAGUUCAAGGCAUUCUUCGAGAAGCUCCGCAGCCUCGACUAUCACAAGUUCGUAGAAUUGCAUGAUAACUCCAAGGAACUUCAGGCGUUCCUGCAGAAACUGCGCAACUAUGGGCUCGAUGUUGAUGGUUUCUUCGAUCUAGUUGCUGGAUUUUUCGGCUGGGAAUAAUUGUUAUUCGUGAAAAACCUAAUCGUCGAACACCAUACUAAACAUCAAAAUUUCAAAACGGCUAUCCUGCACAGAAACAUUUGGUGCCCCUGCAUUCAAUUUUAAUGCUGGAAACGAACAUUGCAAAGCAAAAUAUGUCACGAUGACAGUCUAGUGUUGAAUAAGUAGACUGCGGCGUCGCAAGCUUUUGUGUAUAAAACUAAAUAGUUCGUCAAGGCCAUAAUAAAAUUAAUAAGAGAAAUU